This is a messenger RNA of Camelina sativa (false flax), 681 nucleotides long. Its product is annotated as protein SRC2-like. NCBI's taxonomy places the organism in Eukaryota, Viridiplantae, Streptophyta, Magnoliopsida, Brassicales, Brassicaceae. Gene Ontology annotation, biological process: defense response. The record is from RefSeq and is a predicted model, not a curated record.
AUGGCAAAUCUCACCUUAGAGCUUAACAUCAACUCCGCAAGUGAUCUUAAGCAUGUCAACUACAUCACAAAGAUGAACGUUUACGCCGUCAUAACCCUUGAAGGCAACAAACACCAAAAGAAACAGAAGAUGAAAACUGCUGUUGAUCGCUCUGGUGGAUCCAACCCCAAUUGGAAUCACGCUAUCAAAUUUUUCGUCAACGAGAGAUUAGCCCUUGAAGGUCGUUUGACACUCGUCGUGAGAUUGUUCUCCAAACGAAUCCUCGGUGAUAAAGAUAUUGGUAGUAUUGAAGUCUCGCUACUUGAUCUCUUGCGCUUACAUACGCAGUCUACUAGUGGUAAUAGUAACAACCAUGGCAUGAGGUUUGUGACGUAUCAGGUGAAAACUACGUCGAAGAAACUGAAAGGUCAUUUGACUUUCUCGUACCGGUUCAAUGGGGCACAUCUUCAGUCUGGUCACGGUUACCACCAGGCGCCAACGUGUGCUAUUCCGAGUCAGCAUGUGUAUAGACCUUAUGGUUAUAUACCGCCUCCACCGCCACCGGAUUAUGGAUACCAAGUUUAUGGUUUCACGGGUUUAACCGCAACAAUUGUAGUUGCAAGAGUUUAUGGAAACAUGCCGUACUUAAGGUUUCAAGCCUUAUUAGAACAGUUGAAAAUGUGCCAUUUCCAGAAGAUUUAA